Messenger RNA from Limanda limanda (common dab), 2748 nucleotides. RefSeq names its product plexin-C1-like. The record is from RefSeq and is a predicted model, not a curated record. Gene Ontology annotation, molecular function: protein binding; semaphorin receptor activity. The transcript is spliced from 15 exons. Gene Ontology annotation, cellular component: semaphorin receptor complex. Lineage: Eukaryota; Metazoa; Chordata; Actinopteri; Pleuronectiformes; Pleuronectidae. The coding region runs from base 4 to 2748 and encodes 914 amino acids. Gene Ontology annotation, biological process: regulation of GTPase activity; regulation of cell shape; negative regulation of cell adhesion.
AAGAUGAUCCUCCUGUCUGGUCUGCUUGUUAUUGUCUGGGGAGAAGCGGCUCUGUGUCUGGGGCCGGAUGGAAGCUUCACUUUCAAUAGAGAUAUCCAGCACUACGCCGUGGCCACCAACACGGUUUACGUUGCUACAGAUGAUACACUGUACCAGCUGAGCCACGACCUGACCCUGGUCCAGCGUGUGACCCAGAGAGGAGUUCUGAAGGGCGAGAUGUUUCACCGGGUUUCUGAGACGGAUUUCUCGGACGCAACUUUUACCAUCAACGUGUUGUUGCCAUUCGUUGAGAACGAUACUUUGAUCAGCUGCGGGGCGAUCGACAAAGAGUGUGGCCACUGCGAGAUUCUGAAGCUGAUGGACAUCUCCAGCCUCCAGCACAGUGAGAGCUUCCAGGUGGGAUCCCUGGAUCACAGCAGCGCGUCCGUCGCAGUCUUGGUGAAGGUGGAGAAGAAUCCAACCAAGACCGACACGUUCAUUCUGACCGCGAUAGAGCAAAGUCCGAAGCAGAAGGAGAGGGCCGAAAACUGCUCAACUAACUUAGCCACUGUCCAGCUCCAGAACGCGGAGGAGAACCAGAAUGGAGGCAUAUUUUCUCUCAAUGAAAAUCAAGGCGUGCCAUCGAUCAAAAGCAUUGACAAAGUGGAGUUUGUGGAGUUUGUGGAUGGAUUUCAGAUCAGUUCCACCAUGUAUCUGCUCUCCAACGUGCGCUCUGCUGAUACAAGCAACAGAAUCCGUCUGAUUUGGCUCGAGGGUAAAGGCAGCAAGACACUGACUCUCAAGUCGCUGCGAGGUGCGACUCUCAGGGUCUCUGAGGCCGGAGGUCACAGACUCGUGGCCUCCUCGGUGAUCCCGGGGGCGCAGCCGGUGCUGUGGAGCGGAGUGUUCAGUGCGGACGUGGGACGGACCAACACCGAGCUGCUUGUGUUUGACAUCAGCCCGGAUUUCACCGGAAAAGCGAAUACAGAUCCAGACUUCUACAGCGGCAGCAGAGAGUCCAGUGCCCCCGAGCCGAAGACACUGAGGCCGAAAGCCGUGCUCUUCAGGCACAGCAACAUGACCUCUGUGCUGGCAGUGAGGCACAAUACCUGGGUGGUUUUCUUCAUCGGGACUGGAGAUGGGCAGCUCAUUAAGCUCUCUGUGGAUAAGGACUAUCACACCUCCUGUCCCACGGUGCUCUUCAGAGCUGAUGACGAUCGCCAAGUGUUUCCCAAGAUUCAGCUGGAUCCGAUUGAUCGUAACUAUGUGUACGUGCCAGUAAGAAACCAGAUGAAGCGUGUUCCUGUAUCAAAGUGCAACACGUACAGAGAUGUGAAGGAGUGUUGGUCUGCACAGGAUCCGCAGUGUGUCUGGUGUGGCUCAAAAGAUAGUUGCACGUUUGAAGACGACUGUGUAGAUUCCGACUGGUUGUCCAUUCCUGAGGAUUAUCAAGAGAAAAUGGUUUCCCACAGAGUUGCUAAGGAGCCAACUGGCCAGAUCACACUGAACGUCCAGACUCACCUGACCGCAGGCCAGACGGCACGGUCUAACUUCGCCUGUCAGUUUUCUGCAAGGUCCAGUGCGAUUCACUGCACCAGUGGCCCUGCUCCGAUGUUCCCACAAUGCACCUGCAUCCUCCCUAAUGGCACACUUCCUGAAGAAGUCUUUGUAAAAAUUAGACUUGGGACGAUGCAGUUAUCGGAACGACUGACGCUGACCAAGUGCUCUGACAUCGCGGGUCCGCCAACCUCUGUCCUGUGUCGGCAGUGUUUCAAGGCCGGAUGCGACUGGAGCAAAAACAAGUGUUCCUGGGCAAAUGGAGUCAGAAAUGACAGUGUUUGCAAAAGGAUGGUGUCAGGAACAAAGUUUUCUACGCCAGAGAUCUCCUCCAUCGAUCCCGGCGUCGUGUCUUUCUACGGCAGAAACCACGCGGUGUUAUACGGUCGUAACCUCAGUGACGUGACCAGAGUGAGGAUACAGGCGCACACAGAAUGCAAGCCACAAGAAUCUCCUGUUUGGAACAACAUGGGCACGAGUCUGAUGUUCCACAUUCCCACUGCGGAUAGUAAAGGCGUGGUCAAAGUCUGUGCCCUCCUCCCAGACGGUAGUUGCCACGGCAGCAGCAACAUCACCUACCAGUCAUCCCCAUCCUGCUCCAACAUUGUACCAAACAGCACCUGGCUCAGUGGGAAGAGGAAGUUGACAAUCAUAGGCUCUCAUCUGGACUUUGUGGAAGGUGUCACGCAGAGCCACGCCCCACAGGAAGUCCGACUUCCUGAAAACAGGAGCUAUCAGAAUCUCAUCUUUGAAACAGUUGCAGCUGUAAAUGCACAGGGGCCUUUUCCCAGCACAGUUUUUCUGAAAGUAGGCAAUAAAACGUUGCCCUGCACCCCAACCAUCACCUUCUACCCAGAGCCCAAGUUUAUCAGCUUCAAAUCCAUCCUUGUCGGGGACGACGUGCGCAUCACCAUAGAGAAAAAGGCAGACAAACUGGAGAUGAAUGAAACAGAGUUGUCAAUAUGGGGCGUUGAGGGAGGACAUCAUUACCCCUGCAUCAUGACAGCCAAAGAAAGACACAAAGAGACUGAAACGUUUUCCUGUGAAAUCCAAGUCACACAGGUUGCUGAAUUUCAGAUUUUAAUGAUAAAGUAUGGGGACAAGAUGGUGAAACUCCAAAAUAAACCACCGUUUCAGUUUAUUUGGGUGCUGCUCGUUCUGUUGCUGAUAUCCUGCAUUAUCAUCAUCAGUGAGUACAAAAAGUCCAGCUGA